UCCGUGUCACCUGCUUCCGUUAUUUCUUUUUAUCAUUAGUUCUUUAAACUGCACAACACAAAGCUUUCAACUUUCUCUGAAUUCAAACACCCCUUUUCUGUUUUCUCUUCUCAGCACAAAUUCUCUCUUUCUGCUUCGUUUUUGGGUGUCCUUUUAUCAUGGGUCGUCCACCCAGUAAUGGAGGCCCCGCCUUUCGCUUCACUCAGCCUGAGGUAACAGAAAUGGAAGCUAUUCUUCAAGAACACAACAAUGCAAUGCCAGCACGUGAUGUUCUUACUGCUCUUGCGGAGAAGUUCAGUGAAUCGCCAGAUCGUAAAGGCAAGAUUACGGUGCAGAUGAAGCAAGUUUGGAAUUGGUUUCAAAAUAAGCGGUAUGCAAUAAGAGCAAAAUCAAGUAAGACUCCGGGGAAGUUAAAUAUUACACCUUUAGCUCGGGAUGAUUCAACCCCAGUAAGGAGUAUGCCUCAACAACCAACAGCUGCUCCAAUUCCUGCUGCUUCUGCUUCAGUUCCAACAGUAGUAAAAGCAGCUCCAGAAAGUUCAGUUAUGGAAUUUGAAGCUAAAUCUGGAAGGGAUGGAGCAUGGUAUGAUGUGGCUACCUUUCUAUCUCACAGAUAUUUGGAGACCAGUGAUCCGGAAGUGCUGGUAAGAUUUGCUGGUUUUGGACCUGAGGAAGAUGAGUGGAUUAACAUUCGAAAACAUGUCAGGCCACGCUCUUUGCCAUGUGAAUCAUCUGAAUGUGUUGUAGUCAUCCCUGGUGAUCUCAUACUUUGUUUUCAGGAAGGUAAGGAGCAAGCUCUUUACUUUGAUGCCCAUGUCCUUGAUGCUCAAAGACGCAGGCAUGAUGUACGAGGCUGUCGUUGUAGAUUUUUGGUUCGCUACGAUCAUGAUCAGUCAGAGGAAAUUGUGCCACUUAGGAAGAUUUGUCGCAGGCCCGAAACCGACUACCGGUUACAGCAACUUCAUGCUCUGAAUGAGGCAGCACAUGUGGAUCAGCAAAAGACUGGCAUGGAUCCUACAGCAAAUGUUAAUGCCAUGAGGGUUACUACUGAAACAGUGCCAAAGCAGCUGAUUGCAGCAAACAUUCAUAUGGAGACCCCAGUUUUGCAAACAAAUGUUCCUGAAAGUAUGGAUGUGGAUCCAAAGAAAGCUGAAGCAAUUACUGAUGUUCAAGCAGGAAAUUCCAUCAUCACCCCAGGCAGUACCCCAUUUACUAACAUCAUCACUACAAGCAGUGUUCCUGAAGUUUCAAGUCAGACUCAGAACAUGGUUGAAUGAAAAUAGCUGUUUCAUUUUUCCAAACUUGAUGAGACUUGAGUACAAUUUUUUUUUUUAGAACUAUUUAGCUUAUAUUCUGCAGACAAUGAUUACAAGUGACUUUCUCUUGCUGUUUUAUUUGAACCAUAGAAAUUAAAAAGAAAAAUGAGGUUAUACAGUUAUGGAGCA
Molecule: messenger RNA, 1445 nt
Organism: Cajanus cajan (pigeon pea)
Lineage: Eukaryota; Viridiplantae; Streptophyta; Magnoliopsida; Fabales; Fabaceae
Product: protein SAWADEE HOMEODOMAIN HOMOLOG 2
Molecular function (GO): DNA binding; chromatin binding
Source: RefSeq, a predicted model, not a curated record